AUGCUUAAAUCUUUACAUCAAAGUACUAUACUUGUUUCUCGAGCAAGGGCGAUCUUGAAAAGAUUCAAGGCAACAAAGACUCACCCAGCCAAGGAUGAUGAUGACGAAGUUGAUGGUUCCAAACUCGAGUCCGAUGUCGACUUCGCUAUAGUGGAGAGGAUGAAACAAAUAUUGGAGGAAAAAAUUGCUAGCAGUCUGGCGACUCCCCAAAUACGUCAAAUGAACCCUCAAAUCAACAGUUUCUUGACAAAAUAUGACUACGGCACCAAAGAUCAACAACAACUCAACCAUGCACAAUCAUACAUAAAAAGUGAGCCGCUUCUAAAGCACAAUAAACACGCGAGAGACAUCUACAAUGCAAAACCGUGGCUGGGAGAGGAGACAAACUACGAUGCUAAUCUAAGAAUGAUUUUAGAUCUGAAGCCAAAACCAAUCAAUGACCCAAUGGCCACAUUUCAAUUGAAAAGAAAGGUUUCGGCUGGUGAUAAGCUUGCAAUGGCAAGAGACGGAAGCUUAGAUUAUAAGAUCAACAGAAACCCUGAGGACAAGGAAAAAGCAAAGUUUAGAGAAAUUUACAAAGAAAGACUUUUGGGUCCUUCAAUGUUGCUUGCUAAUGCCUCAUCAGUUGAUUUUGUUAAUAGUCUUGCUGGGAAUAGAAUCAAUGCUGCUAUUGAUCAACAAACAGGAAGAUUUAACUCGCCUGAAAUGAAUAAUGUUCGAGGAAAGCCUCUAACCCUGGAACAUUUGAAGAAUUGUACUGACAGCAAUUACUUUAUGAACCAGAUUUUGAACAAACAAGAGGUGUUACCACCUUGGAUUGAGAAUCAGCAAAAUUUGAACAAAUCAAUUGAACAAUUUAAAGCUGAUUUGGAUCAGUUGUGGUUUAAGUGGGUGAUUAAUGAGUCAACUAUGAAGGGAUAUAUCGAGAGGGCCACCACAGUGGAUCAGAUAUUGGAUGAAUAUGAAAAAAACAUAGAGAAGAUCACAUUCGAAGACAAUAGCUUGUCGGGGACUGAUCUAGCUUAUAUUCAGGCAAAAAUUGAUUCGUUGAAUACAGAUAUCAGACAUUACAACUUACAAUGCCCCAGUGUCAGUGGUCACAAGUUGAAAUUGGAUAAGGACAAAGAGGUAAACGAGUCUUACUGGCGGACUUUGGACAAGUUUCCCACAUUGAUUGAAAAAUGGUUCAAGGUGCAUAAAGGAGGAUGGAAAUCCAAAUUGGUUGAUAAUCCCGGUGGUGGACCCCUGAAAUAUUUCAAUGCGUUGAAAUUGAAAGGAUCACCUGAAAUUCACGAGAAUAAGAAUGUUGAUACGAGCUUGAAUUUGUGGAAAGCAAUCAAAGAUGUAUUCAAAAUGGCCAAAUAG
Lodderomyces parapsilosis is the source of this 1365-nucleotide messenger RNA. RefSeq lists its product as uncharacterized. Lineage: Eukaryota; Fungi; Ascomycota; Pichiomycetes; Serinales; Debaryomycetaceae. The transcript has a single exon. The record is from RefSeq and is a predicted model, not a curated record. The coding region runs from base 1 to 1365 and encodes 454 amino acids.